AUGGAGAACAAAGGUUCUUCGACGAAGAACAUCGAACAAGCUCAAGAACGUUGUUAUCAAGAAUGGAUGACUUUACAAUCCCAACGCAUCUCUGAGCUCAAACAAGCUUUGGCUCAACGACGCUCUCAAGACGACCCCAACGCCGUUAAAACCCUCCGCGAGUUAACCGGAAAGAUCAUCGGAGAUUUUAGAGAUUACGCUCGGAAAAGAGCUAAUCUUUCUAACCGAUGUGGCUCAAACUAUUAUGCUCCGUCGUGGAAUACUCCUUUAGAGAACGCUCUGAUUUGGAUGGGUGGUUGUAGACCAUCUUCUUUUUUUCGUCUCGUUUAUGCUUUGUGUGGCUCUCAAACUGAGAUUCGUCUCUCUCAGUUUCUUCGUAACAUCGACGGUUACGAUCAUUCAGGUGGCGGUGGCGCAUCACUAAGCGAUAUAACGGCGGAGCAACUAGCGAAGAUCAACGUCUUGCAUGUGAAAAUAAUAGACGAAGAAGAGAAGAUGACCAAGAAAAUAUCGAGCUUGCAAGAAGACGCUGCGGAUAUUCCCAUCGCCACGGUGGCUUACUCAGAGGAGCACGUCGGAGAGCCUAACUCGAUGGUAGAUCAAGCUCUGGACAAGCAAGAAGAAGCUAUGGCCAAUUUAUUGGCCGAGGCCGAUCAUCUAAGGGUGGAUACUAUAACCAAGAUCGUCGAGAUUCUAACGCCAACACAAGCAGCCGAUUUCUUGCUCGCCGGAAAAAAACUUCAUCUUUCCAUGCAUGAAUGGGGAACAGUGAGAGAUCACCACCGUCGUGAAUGUGCAAUAGCCGCCGGAGAGGAGGACAAGUAG
Arabis nemorensis is the source of this 825-nucleotide messenger RNA. The record is from the annotation of a GenBank genome assembly. NCBI's taxonomy places the organism in Eukaryota, Viridiplantae, Streptophyta, Magnoliopsida, Brassicales, Brassicaceae.